UUAAGUCAGUUCUCGUCUCUGACAUACAACUUAUAUUUUCAUAACCAAAUUAUUACUGAAAUAUGGUGAACUAAAACGGGCCUAAAUCAAGCGGAGCCAUGGUACCGGACAAAGUUCUUAGCACUAGUUUUUUUUGGACGUAAGUCGGGAACCACCAAAGAGCAACAUAUGUGCAUUAAGAUUUAAAAUGCCAGUUGCAGAAGCAUUUCCCGCCAUUAAAAUCAGCUUAAGAGCCCAUCAACAACACACUUUCUUUCUCUUAAAAACCUGCAACUCCAUAAAACAGCUAAAACAAAUCCACGAUCAAAUCAUCAUCAAUGGCUUUUCCCAGAAAAAUUUCCUCAUCGUCAACUUAAUGUCUCUCUAUACAACCUAUGGAAAUUUGUCGAAUGCUUGCAAGGUGUUCGAUGAAAUGCCUAGCCCAUCAACUACUGUUUGUAAUCAAAUGAUUAGAGCCUAUUCUCACAGUGUAACACCACAAAAAUCAGUAGAAUUGUUCUCUAAAAUGUUGUAUGAAGGAUCAUUUCCUGAUGAAUACACCUAUUCUUAUCUUGUAAGUGCUUGUGCGCGAUCUUUGAUGUUGAGAGAGGGUGAACAGAUUCAUGGGAGAGUUUUAUCAAAUGGAUAUUACUCAAACAGUUUUGUUAGCACUAAUUUGAUUAAUUUGUACUUGGGAUUGGGAAAUGAAGUUGGUCGUGUGAAUGCUUACAAGGUGUUUGAGGAAAUGCCUGAGAGAAACAAUCCUGUAACUUGGAAUUCGUUGCUUGCGGGGCAUAUCAGGUGUGGGGAUUUUGAUGGCGCAAUUAGAAUUUUUGAUGGGAUGCCAGUGAAAAAUAUCGUUUCUUGGACAACAAUGCUUACGGAGUAUGCUCGAAAUGGAUGGUUUAGACAUGCUUUAUUGCUGUUUCAAGAGAUGAGAAGAGAAUGUUUGGAAUUGGAUCAGACGUCACUGACUGUAGCUUUGUCAGUGUGUGCUGAGUUGGGUGACUUAAGCACCGGAAAAUGGAUUCAUAUAUAUGUUAUUAAGAAAUUUGAUGGGAGGGAAAGAGAUAUAUGUGUGCGUUUACACAAUGCCCUCAUUCAUAUGUAUACUAGCUGUGGUGUAAUAGAAGAAGCAAGUAGGAUCUUUAAAGAGAUGCCAAGAAAAACUGUGGUUUCAUGGACAACAAUGAUCAUGGGAUAUGCUAAACACGGCUCUGCUAAAAAAGCUAUUGAGGUUUUUGAAUGUAUGCAAAAUUCAGGUGAAGUAAAAGCUGAUGCCAGAACCUUUUUGGGGGUUCUCUCUGCCUGCAGCCAUGGAGGAUAUGUUGAAGAGGGGCGUGUAUAUUUCAAAGAAAUGGAAGAAAAAUGGGCAAUUAACCCCAGAAUUGAGCAUUACGGUUGUUUGGUUGAUCUUUUGAGUCGAGCAGGGUUCUUGGAAGAAGCGCAAAGGCUAAUAGAGACUAUGCCUAUGAAGCCCAAUGAUGUAGUUUGGGGUGCACUUCUUUGUGGAUGUAUGAUUCAUAGGAAUCCUGAGAUUGCUUCGUAUGCAGCGGAAAAUCUCAUAAUGGAGCUUGGCCAAGAGGAAAUCAUGGAAUAUCUUGUAUCGGUGUCAAAUGCAUAUGCCAUGGCUAGAAGAUGGAGAGAGGUGGCUAUUGUACGGAAGAAGAUGGUUGAAAUGGGUUCGAAAAAUAGUAAAAGCAGGAGUUGGGUGCAAUUAAAUGAAGCAGUCCACGAAUUCAUGGCUGGGGAUAUUACUCAUAGACAUAUCUCAUUGAUUUAUGAGACGCUUGAUAGACUCACUAGUGAAGUCAGAUAUGUAGCCAAUGAUCAUGACACGAGUGAGGAGUUAAUUGACUUGUAGGAGAUGGAAUUCUUCUGCUGUAGUAGCUGUGUAAUUCACCUCUUCCGAAGCACCGAGAAUCUGAGAUGUCAGAAUCUGUAGACCAGUCUAGCACAGUCGGAAUUCAGCUAUUCCUAGCAGUUCCUGCUCCAUACAAAAUUGGAUUAUCCUCAGGGUGAGAUUUUUCAUCUGUAUGAUCAAAUAUUCAUGAAUUAUUCUAGGAUGCUGGUGCUGUACUCUGCAAAUUGUCUUUUCAUGGGAUGUUGAGAAGAAAAGAGAGUGAAUCUGUCUGGUUUAACGAAUUGAUAUCUUUUCAGAGCACUCAUUGUAGCUGACUAGCUGAUAUGGUUAUUCUGCUAAUAUGAACAAUGUGAUUGAAUUUUGUUUGUUCAUUUUAUCA
Molecule: messenger RNA, 2222 nt
Organism: Spinacia oleracea (spinach)
Lineage: Eukaryota; Viridiplantae; Streptophyta; Magnoliopsida; Caryophyllales; Amaranthaceae
Product: pentatricopeptide repeat-containing protein At2g20540
Exons: 1
Coding region: 188-1843 (551 amino acids)
Biological process (GO): RNA modification
Molecular function (GO): protein binding; RNA binding
Source: RefSeq, a predicted model, not a curated record